AUGCCACAAGAGAUACGCACCGUUGCCAUUGUCGGCUGUGGAGUGAUUGGAAUGGGCUGGGCCACUCUUUUUCUCUCCAGGGGCUUGAAGGUCAUUGUUUCUGAUCCUGUAGAGGGAGCCAAUGAUGCCCUCGAGCGGCAUCUACAGCAGGCGAGGCCGUUCUUCGAGGAACAUGGAAAUUUCGACCUGCUCGCCACCAACUAUGAGUUUGUUAGCGAUAUAGUGCCGAGGUUGGCUGAAGCAGACUUCGUUCAAGAGAACGGGCCAGAGCGCCACGAGUUCAAGAGAGGGCUCAUGAAGACACUAGAUGAGCACACUAGACCAGGUGUUGUGAUUGCAUCGUCAUCCUCCGGUCUGCCGUCCUCGGCAUUCAUCAAGGGGUGCGAGCGAGAUCCGAGCCGCAUCCUCAUCGGUCACCCAUUCAACCCGCCCCAUUUGGUCCCGUUGGUUGAGGUUGUGCCUCAUCCCAGGACUAGCAAGCAAUCCGUCUCCGCCACGAUGGAGUUCUACCGAUUCCUUGGGAAAGCCCCCAUUCUGCUGCAUUAUGAGGUCCCAGGAUUUGUAUCAAACCGUCUCCAGGCCGCAAUCAACAACGAAGCAUAUAGUCUCAUUAGUCGGGGCAUUGUUUCGACUGAGGACCUCGAUUUGGCUGUUACCGAAGGGCCCGGUCUUCGCUGGGCCCUCACAGGCCCAAUUGCUACUAAUGCGCUUGGCGGAGGAGGUGGAUCAGAUGGCUUUGCACAGCGAAUCGAACAGCUAGGGCCAUCCAUUCGAGCUUGGGAAGAAGAUAUAUUGAAGCAUAGGUUUGAUUGGAGUAACGAAAGGUUAUCCGCGUUGCAAGAUAGUGUUACGAAGGGGCUGGGGGGUACUGACUGGUCCAAUCUGGUGCAGGAGAGAGACUCGGUCCUAGGACAGCUGCUAGCCGCGAAGGGCAAAACAACUUCUAUGGGCACGCAAUUACCAUAA
Molecule: messenger RNA, 966 nt
Organism: Aspergillus affinis
Lineage: Eukaryota; Fungi; Ascomycota; Eurotiomycetes; Eurotiales; Aspergillaceae
Exons: 2
Coding region: 1-966 (321 amino acids)
Biological process (GO): fatty acid metabolic process
Molecular function (GO): oxidoreductase activity, acting on the CH-OH group of donors, NAD or NADP as acceptor; NAD+ binding
Source: RefSeq, a predicted model, not a curated record